AUUCUCAAACGGUUGAUAAAUUACUCUGAAGACAUGAAUGCAGGCUUUACGUCAUUUCCGAUUUCCUUGGAUGCGGAGGUUUUGAGAAUAUUUUGAUAAACACAGCAUGAGCGUGCAUUCCAUUUCCUUCAAGCAGGAAUCGGCACAUAAUGACAGCAUCUGGAGUGCAGCCUGGGGACGCAGUGAUCAAGAUUCGCUGGGAGCAGAAACCAUUGUCACAGGUUCGGUGGAUGACUUAGUGAAAAUCUGGAGAUGGCAAGGAGAAAAGCUAGAAUUGCGACACACAUUGGAGGGACACCAGUUGGGAGUGGUUUCAGUGGAUAUCAAUUCCACUGGGACAUUGGCUGCUUCCAGCAGUCUAGACAGUCAUGUGAAAAUCUGGGACUUAGAGAAUGGCAAACAAGCAAAGUCAAUUGAUGCUGGGCCAGUGGAUGCCUGGACCAUUGCAUUUUCUCCAGAUUCCCGCUUCCUUGCAUCAGGCAGUCACACAGGAAAAAUCAAUUUGUUUGGGGUUGACAGUGGAAGGAAAGAGACAUCACUUGACACCAGAGGAAAAUUUACAUUGAGCAUAGCUUAUAGCCCAGAUGGAAAGUACAUUGCUUCAGGUGCCUUAGAUGGAAUAGUAAAUGUCUUUGACAUCUCAACUGGAAAACUUAUCCACACCUUGGAAGGUCAUGCCAUGCCAAUCCGAUCGCUGUGCUUCUCCCCAGACUCCCAACUUCUGGUGACGGCAUCAGAUGAUUGUCACAUUAAGAUCUAUGAUGUACAGCAUGCAAAUUUGGCUGGGACAUUGUCAGGCCAUGCUUCUUGGGUUCUGAGUGUUGACUUUUGUCCAGACAACACCCACUUUGUUUCUGCGUCAUCUGACAAGUCUGUAAAGAUCUGGGAUGCAGGAACAAGACAGUGCAUCCACACCUUUUAUGAGCACACGGACCAGGUUUGGAGUGCCAAGUAUAGUCCAUCUGGAACACGGAUUGUGUCUGUUUCUGAUGACCGAGCCAUCCAUGUCUAUGACUGCCCUACAUAACUGACAUAAUAUGAUGGACUAUCUAUGAAGAAACUUGAGAUUUGAAGUUAAGCUACUAAAGAGUUUGUGGCAAACAUGAACAUUUACUUUCCUGGACAAUAUUUUUUAACUACAUGAUGUACAUAUGUGAAAUUAAAAAAAAAAAUUAAGAUUGUG
Messenger RNA from Pomacea canaliculata, 1183 nucleotides. Its product is annotated as WD repeat-containing protein 61-like. Gene Ontology annotation, cellular component: Cdc73/Paf1 complex. Lineage: Eukaryota; Metazoa; Mollusca; Gastropoda; Architaenioglossa; Ampullariidae. The coding region runs from base 107 to 1027 and encodes 306 amino acids. The transcript has 11 exons. Gene Ontology annotation, molecular function: protein binding. The record is from RefSeq and is a predicted model, not a curated record.